UCUCCUUUUCUGCUCUUCUUCAUCUGCUCUACUAAUUCUUAGAUGCAUUAAGAAAUCUCUCUCAUUUUUUAUUUGUAAACAAAAAAAUGAGUUUCCCUCAAAACCCUAACCCUAAUUUCACGUUCUUAUCCGAUGAGAAUUUUACUAGUCCUUUUAUGGAUAAUUUCGAUUUCUCCAAUUUGAUGGUUGAUGUUGAUGAAGGAGGCGGCACUGGAUUAGUUCAGGAGGAAGCUUCACCUCCGAGAAGCAUCGUUUCGUGGGAGACACUUAACGGUGAAAGCAGCGGAUCGGGCAGCGCAGUAACGACGUUGAAUAAAAAGGAAUCAACGAGAUGUAAAGAUGGCGAGACGAAGGAGCCGGGUCAUCGAGUUGCAUUUAGAACGAGAUCAAAGAUUGAUGUGAUGGAUGAUGGUUAUAAAUGGAGGAAGUAUGGGAAGAAAUCUGUCAAGAACAACAUUAACAAGAGGAAUUACUACAAAUGCUCAAGUGAAGGUUGCAUGGUGAAGAAGAGGGUAGAGAGAGAUGGUAAAGAUGCAGCCUAUGUGAUUACAACCUAUGAAGGAGUCCAUAACCAUGAGAUUCCCUCACAUGUCUAUUACAGUGACACGGUCUCGUCUUAUGACCGUGAUAAUUGGAACCAACACUCUCUUCUUCAAUUUAUCCAACAAAUAUCUCCUCCAUCUUGAGAUAUUACCAAGCAUCAUUGUAAAAUCUCAAUAUAUUGGCUUGUAUAAUUUUUAUAGGUAUAUUAUCUUAAAAGAAGUUAAUUAUUUCGCAAUUUUUUAUAUGAUCAUGUUUAUACGUACGUGGUUAUAAAACUUAUACAGUGAGGUUAUAAAAUUUUACGCGCCAGCGAGGUAAACUACUCCGGUUUAAAAAAACCGGUUUAUAA
Molecule: messenger RNA, 892 nt
Organism: Brassica napus (rape)
Lineage: Eukaryota; Viridiplantae; Streptophyta; Magnoliopsida; Brassicales; Brassicaceae
Product: probable WRKY transcription factor 51
Exons: 3
Coding region: 87-686 (199 amino acids)
Biological process (GO): regulation of DNA-templated transcription
Molecular function (GO): sequence-specific DNA binding; DNA-binding transcription factor activity
Source: RefSeq, a predicted model, not a curated record